UAAAGGCAAAUCAUAUGACUAUUUUUGUAGGUCGUCGUCUGCGAGUUCUGCUAGGUUGAUAGUCCAGAACAUCGAAUUUAUUCAAAGUGAAUAUGGCAAGCCAAACGCAGGGAAUCCAACAGCUUUUGGCUGCUGAGAAACGCGCAGCUGAUAAAGUUGCAGAGGCCCGCAAACGCAAGGCUAGGAGGCUAAAGCAGGCCAAGGAGGAAGCUCAAGAUGAGAUCGAAAAGUACCGUCGCGAACGUGAGAACCAAUUCCGCGAAUUCGAGGCAAAACACAUGGGUUCCAGGGAGGAUGUUGCCGUCAAAAUCGAGCAAGACACCAAGCAUCGCAUCGAUGACAUGAACAGGGCCAUCAUGUCCCAAAAGGAUCCCGUAAUGCAAGAGGUUUUGGCUUUGGUGUAUGACAUCAAACCUGAGCUGCACAAGAACUACCGUGCUUAAAUAAUCUUAGCACUCAAUGAUGAAUUCGUUAAAACAUUGAAUGUUUUAAAUCUUAAUUUAAUUAAUAAUAAUCAUUGAAAAAUAAAGAAAAGAAACAUAGUUAUUGAGCCGUCUUCUGGUGUCGGAUUAAUGAUGUAGAUGUUAUCAUUCCAUAUAAAUAUGUAGGCAUUG
This is a messenger RNA of Nicrophorus vespilloides, 614 nucleotides long. It is a transcript of the gene Vha13, whose product is annotated as V-type proton ATPase subunit G. NCBI's taxonomy places the organism in Eukaryota, Metazoa, Arthropoda, Insecta, Coleoptera, Silphidae. The coding region runs from base 93 to 443 and encodes 116 amino acids. The transcript is spliced from 3 exons. The record is from RefSeq and is a predicted model, not a curated record. Gene Ontology annotation, cellular component: vacuolar proton-transporting V-type ATPase complex. Gene Ontology annotation, biological process: proton transmembrane transport. Gene Ontology annotation, molecular function: proton-transporting ATPase activity, rotational mechanism.